AUCAAAGGUAGGUUUGUCACCUGGAGCCAGCAACUCAAAGAGGACCUGCAGCCGUGCCCAGAGGUGCAGCGAGCAGGUGCCAGCACCCAGCUGGGGGUGGCGGCCCCGCAGAGGCCAGCAGUCAGCCACUGGAGUGCAGAGAGAGCUCCCUGGGCAAGAGCCAUGGACCGGCCACCCCUCUGCUGGCUGUGGAUUCUGGGGAUCCUGACAGGGCUCUCGGCCACCCCAGCCCCCAAGUGCUGUCCAGAGAAGCACUACUGGGCCCCGGGAGAACUGUGUUGCCAGAUGUGUAAGCCAGGGACUUUCCUCGUGAAGGACUGUAACAGACAUGGAGGGGCUGCUCAGUGUGAUCCAUGUAUACCGGGCACCUCCUUCUCACCAGACCACCACAUCCGGCGCCACUGUGAGAGCUGUCGGCAUUGUAACUCUGGUCUCCUCAUUCGAAACUGCACCCUCACCGCCAAUGCAGAGUGCGCCUGUCCCAAGGGCUGGCAGUGCAGGGACAAGGAGUGUACCGAGUGUGAUCCUCCUUCAAACCUUUCACUGCUGCCUCGCCCAUCUCCUCCAGCCUCAGACCCACACCGACAACCCACUCACUUACCUUACGCUGAAAAGAUGCCAGAGGCCGGGACAGUCCGGCAGGUGCAGACUCUAGCUGAUUUCAGGUGGCUGCCUGCCCCAGCUCUCUCGACCCAUGGGCCACCGCAGCGGUCCCUGUGCAGCACGGACUGCAUCCGCAUCUUUGUGGUCCUCUCUGGAAUGUUUCUUGCUUUCACCACGGUCGGAGCCCUGUGCCUCCAUCGACAAAAAAAACAUGGACUAAACAAAGAAGAAAGUCCAGUGAGACCUGCAGAGCCGUGUCCUUACAGCUGCCCCAGGGAGGAGGAAGGGGGCGCCAUCCCCAUUCAGGAAGAUUACCGAAAACCAGAGCCUGCUUCCUACCCCUGAGCCUGCUGGGGGGCAGGGAAGUCAUCACUACAACAAAACCCCAGCCUCCAUCCCACCCUGUCGCCUUCCGGGGUGGGGGGUGAGACCUGGCACCCCCAGUUUCAGUACCAUCCGCUCAUCAGGACCCUCUCCUGUGUGCAAGCCUUGAGAAAGUGCCUUUUGGAGACUGGCAGUGACAAGGACGCGAGGGAGUGCGGUGGUGGGUGGGUCACAGGAGCCCCGGCUCCGCCAGCUUCACCCCUGCGCCGCCCUGGAGGGCUGCGGCCCUAGCUGGAAAACACGUUUUCUGCCUAUGAAACCCCACGUGCUGUAUCACUGACAGAAAUCCGGCAAAAUAAAGUGACGGCCAGCCACACGCA
Hyaena hyaena (striped hyena) is the source of this 1307-nucleotide messenger RNA. It is a transcript of the gene CD27, whose product is annotated as CD27 molecule. Gene Ontology annotation, biological process: negative regulation of apoptotic process; positive regulation of B cell differentiation; positive regulation of T cell differentiation. Gene Ontology annotation, molecular function: protein binding; transmembrane signaling receptor activity. The transcript is spliced from 6 exons. NCBI's taxonomy places the organism in Eukaryota, Metazoa, Chordata, Mammalia, Carnivora, Hyaenidae. Gene Ontology annotation, cellular component: external side of plasma membrane. The coding region runs from base 163 to 948 and encodes 261 amino acids. The record is from RefSeq and is a predicted model, not a curated record.